Molecule: messenger RNA, 636 nt
Organism: Penicillium olsonii
Lineage: Eukaryota; Fungi; Ascomycota; Eurotiomycetes; Eurotiales; Aspergillaceae
Source: the annotation of a GenBank genome assembly
AUGAGUUCACAGCUUCGUCUAAUUCCAUGGGAUGCUGAGUCGCAGGCGCACCGCGAGUGGCUCGUGAAGCAGCGGAUAGAAUGCGGGUGGCACAAGGAGAAAGUCGAAGUAACGUGGAGGAGUCAACAACUCAAGGGCCAGAAAUGUAUUUUUUGGAUUCAAAAGCUCGAGGAUACAGCCCUCACACUCAACGCCGCCCCACGCCAACCAACCCAAGAAACCUUCAUCCCAAUCGGCCAUGUCUCACUUGAUUCCUACAAUCCUGAAAUAGAUUGUCUUGAUCUAGAAAUACCUGCUGAGGGCGUGUUCUGGAUCAAAACCUUCUAUAUCAGCCGCUCGAUUCAAGGCCAGGGCAUCGGACGGGCUACUAUGGAUUAUGUCGAGAGCAUGGCAGUCCGUAAGCCACUUUUAGCGAAGACGCUGAUGCUUGAUACUGUCCAGAAGGACGACCAGAUGCAAGAAGAUUUUGCAAUUGCAACAUUUGGUAGCGUUCCAAAGUCUACCAAUCAGGAGUGGUACGCUCGGCGAGGAUACCGGUUGAUCAAAACUAUUCAAAAUUUCUACAGACAUGCUGACAAGAAUGGGAGGGUCUGGGAUAUAAGGACUGUCUUCAUGAGGAAAGACAUCGAAGCCUGA